Molecule: messenger RNA, 3307 nt
Organism: Epinephelus moara (kelp grouper)
Lineage: Eukaryota; Metazoa; Chordata; Actinopteri; Perciformes; Serranidae
Product: ewing's tumor-associated antigen 1-like
Exons: 6
Coding region: 187-2160 (657 amino acids)
Source: RefSeq, a predicted model, not a curated record
AAAAUGGCGGCUUGCUUCAAAUGAAUGAGCUACGGGCAAAAACACAACAAAGGUGUUUGCGAAGACAUGAACAAACGGUGAAAAUAAAGUAUUAGUGGAGCAGUGCUAAGCUACGGAGCAUCCAGGAGGCAGUUAGUAUCAUAAUGUUCACCGGAAGUUGCGCCGUCGCUGCUGUUUCAGUGAACAAUGACAGAGCCGAGGACACAUGCUGCUGCUGCUGAGUUCACUGAGCUGUGGAGGAGUGUGUCCAAACUUAGCCACAACAAAACACAGGAUAAGACAAAUGGACAGCAGAUGCCUGGUACAUCAGCAUCUACAAUGUGUAAAGAUUUGCAGAGUCCUAAUCGCAGAGGCUACAGCAGAUACCCCGGCUUGAAUAAUGGGGAUUCUCCAGGUGAUGUGGAACCAUCGCAAGACAUUAUCUGGGAUCCCACGUCACCCACCCUCGCUAACACUGGGUCGAGACUGAGGAACACCAGAGUUGUGGAAAUAUCAGAUAUUGUCAACCGCAUUGCCCCGAAGGAUGUGAAACGGAAGGGGACUGAAUCUCCUCUGCUGCAGUGGAUAGAUGACAGCGCUGUCCCAUGCACGCCGGAUGUUCCAAAGCCAAGAGGCAGGAAGAAGUCCUCUCGGCAGAGCAGUGUGGACGACCUCAUGAAACUUGCCAGGCAGUUUGACGAGAACAUGCAGCAAGACAGGGAGACUUCCGAACAGCUUAACACUGUCAACAGUAACCUCACAGAAUGUGUGAACACUUCCAAAACCAAACUGACAGAGACAUCAUUCCUUAACACUGUGAAGGACCUAAGGUGUCCAUCCUCGUCAGAUCAGGUGGAGGCGGAGCUGCACGCUCUGUUCGACUGCUCCACUCAGGCAGUGAGCGGCCGGCUAAGCCAGGGCUCCACAGCAUCAGCCCAUUCACAGGAAGUAAAACACCAGCAUUUGACUUCGACUUUAGCUGAACCUCGACAAUCAGGGCUCAAGUCAGCUGACAAGUCUGCCCCAGCUGCACAUCCUGCAGAAGAAAAAGGAUGUUGUGGUUCUAGUGCCAACAAUUGUGAUGACUUUGAUGACGACUGGGAGAAUGAUGACCUGCUUAAUGACUCCCUUGUGCUGGCGAUGACCCAGAAUCCUGACCAACAACAUGACACCGACACUAAAACCACGUUGCAGUCUAACCUUAAGACAAACACUACUCAGAUCACCUCUGUGUUCAAGCCUACUGCAAAUACAAACUCUGCACAUCAGCCGUCAAACUCCAAGCCAAGCUGCAGUGCACUCCAGGAACUGUGUCCCAAGCCAAAGACUACCAACCGAAGCACUUUCAAGUUAGAGCCCAACCCUCACUUCCAUCCCAAGACAGCCGCCAAGGACGUUUCCAAGUCCAGCUUUACUGUUCUACAAUCUAAAUCAAAGAUGUCUGACCAGAAAUCUGCCACCACAAAGACACUGUCUAUUCCUAUUCCCAACAAGAUCACUAAUGAUCAUAAGGGGAGUCACACAGCUGCAGACUCUGGUAAAGACAUUUCAGACAGCUUAUGGGAUGAUGGGGACGAUGAUGCGCUGCUCUACCAGGUAUGUGACAGCGUGGAGAGGAUCUCCAACAGUCAGCCGCAGCGAGCGAGCCCCAGCAACUGCCAAGAAAAACAAGAUUUUGCUGUGGACAGACAGCGAAAACCCCCUGCGCCUCUGCCAAUCGACACGUCGCAGUCCACAAACACCAGUGCCAGUGCUAAUAGACAGUUGCCAUGUGCUUUUGUUCGUUCUAACUCAUUACCGGGGACCGGCAGAGAAACUGUGAACUUCCAAGGAUGGAACAUUCCCAUGAAAGGUGCCAACAACAAAUCAGGGAUGUCUCAGAGCCUCCCAGGAAGCCAUGUGAGUCUGGGCACAUUUAACCAGUGCAGGGAUUCCUCUGGAACUUUCCAGGCUGGGAAUGUGGAUGUGAAGCCACAUACAGUGACAGCCAGGGCGCCGCAGAACUCCAAGUCCCAUCACACGGCCUUCAAGAGAAACCUAUCUGACUCAGCGGCUAUAAGCAACAAAGUUUUUGUCACAAGCCAGAUGACAUCAAAGUGCUCUGCAGCCGAGAUCGAGAAGAAGAAACAAGAGGCCUUGGCCAGGAGGCGACUGCGAAUGCAGAACAUCCCAAAACCAUAGAGGAGCUUCGUUCUGACUGAAGGGAUCUCAUUGUACUAUAAUGAGACUUUACAAAACUCAUCAUUCCACACCAGUGUUUCAGCCGCCUCCUUACUAAGAUGUUAUAGAUGAUGAUAUCAAGCUGGUGUUAAGACCUCACUAUUUCAGAUUUAUCACAGAAAGGAUCUGGUGUCUAUUAAAAAGAAGUAAAUACCUGCUGUAAAAGCUGCUGGAUGUUCCUGCUGAAGGAACAUGUUUAUGUGAAGUGAGUUUAAUGCACAGAUUUAUGUCUCAGAUCAGGUGCUGGGGUAACGUUAAAGAGAUUUUCAUUUGCCUUUUUUCACAUUUUAAUUUUGUAAAAUAGUUUACAUCCACUUGAGUUAGAAAUUAUCAUAAAUGCUGAAUAAACUUUUGUGUUUUCCAGCAUCAUCAUUUCAGCUCUGCACAGAUUUUGCUGUUUUUUUCUUUUGCUUAAAAGUAGUAAAUUGUCUCAUCUUAGUGUGCCUUCUCAAACUGUAACAGCAAGGGCUGACAGACAUUAUAACACGAGUUGAUGUUAUCCAUCACACAUUGGUGUCUGUAAUUUACACUGAAGGCAGUGAUAAAACAGAUUUUUGUGCCUGCACCUUCUAUUGAUGCAUACUUACAGUAUUGCUCCUACUUUAUAAUGAGAAGAGCAUUUGUUUAGUUGAUGCAAAUUAACACCAUGUUGUAACACAAUCUAAAACCUUUGCUUAGGGCCAAAUAGCUGAGAAAAUGACAUGUCUUUACUAUACACAGCAGUUUUUGUUUUGUUAGUAUUCCUUGUUUGUAUUUUUCCAUGUCUUGUCCAGCAUGUCACACUUUUUUUUUUUCGAUUUUGCACAGAAUUAAGUGUCAGACUGUAAAGACGGUGUCACGACCGGCAUAAUUUUAGACAGGUGAGACAACAAUCAGAUAAAAAUGUUGGUCACCACUUUGUUUCUACUCUUAUUCCUGAGUAUGUGACAACAGAUUUGACUCCAGCCUCUGUUACUUCACAACAACAUGAUGGACUUGGCUGUGUACAUUGACCUAAUUUAACAGUCAUGAUGUGUGUGCCUUGUAUGACCACUUUUCCACUUUUCUAUGUUUUUUCUGUCACCUGCCAGACCUGCAACAAAGCAAUAAACAUUUGAGACUGAAUAAA